Molecule: messenger RNA, 1484 nt
Organism: Adineta steineri
Lineage: Eukaryota; Metazoa; Rotifera; Eurotatoria; Adinetida; Adinetidae
Source: the annotation of a GenBank genome assembly
AUGAACAGUAGAAAAUCAACAGCAACUAAUGAAUCUGAUGACGGAGUAAAUAAAUAUCCAUUUCCAGAAGAUGCAAAAGACCAUCGACGUAUGGAAAAUGUUCUUCUUAUCUGGUUAGACAGUAAUAUAGACGAGACAAAUGAUGCUUGCAAAAAUACAAUCAAACAACUGCAACAGGCUAUCAACGACAUCAAUCCAUUUACAGAUAGUGAUAAAUGUUUCGAAUUCAUUCGAACCAUCAUUAACAAAAAGGCAUGUAUGAUUCUAUCUGGAUCACUUGGACAACAUAUUGUACCUCGUGCACACAAUAUAUCUCAAAUUGAUUCAAUUUUUAUUUUUUGUGAAAACCAAAACUAUCAUGAACAAUGGGCUAAAAAUUGGCCCAAAAUAAAAGGUAUCUUCACAGAUAUUACACCCAUGUGUCAAGCACUCAAGAAAACUGCUCAUCAAUGUGAGCAAAAUGCCAUUUCCAUGAGUUUCGUUGAAUCAAAUAAAAAGUUGGAUCAAUUAGAUCCUUCUUUUAUGUACACUCAAAUCAUCAAGGAGAUAUUAUUAACUAUCAAGUUCGAUCAAACACACAUCCAGGAUUAUAUCGAGUAUUGUCGCGAUCCUUCUAAAGGUAAUAUAAAAGAAGUCGAAAAGAUUAAAAAAUUGGAACGUGAAUAUCACGAAAAAAAACCAAUUUAUUGGUACACCUGUGACAUGUUCUUGUAUCCCAUGCUGAAUAGUGCAUUACGAUUUAUGAAUGGUGAUAUCAUUACACGGAUGGGCUUCUUCAUUGGUGACUUGCAUCGACAGAUUGAACGACUACACCAGAAACAAUAUGCUGGUAAAACUGCUGCUGACUCCUUCACCGUUUACCGUGGACAAGGUUUGUCUCGAGAGGAUUUUGAACGAAUGAUGAACGCUAAAGGUGGUCUUAUUUCAUUCAAUAAUUUCUUAUCUACCAGUAAAGAUUAUAAACUUCCCUAUGCUUUGGCUGAAAGCAAUCAGGACAAUCUGGAUUUAUUUGGAAUACUUUUCGUCAUGAUAGUAGAUCCAUCUCAAUCAACAUCACCAUUUGCCUCGAUUGCUGAUAUCAGCAAAUUCCAAGGAGAAGACGAAGUCUUAUUUUCUAUGCAUAGCGUGUUUCGCAUCCAGGAUAUUACACAGAUCGGUGGAAAUAAUCGUUUGUAUGCAGUUGACUUGACACUUACUAGUGACAAUGAUCCAGAACUAAGCAGACUUACUGACUACAUCCGAAAAGAGAGCUUUCCAAAUACUGAAGGAUGGUAUCGAUUGGGAUCAGUACUAUACGAUAUGGGUCAAUUUAAAAAAGCUGAAGAUAUUUAUCAACAUAUACUUGAUCAACCCAACGAUAAAAAAGAUGAGGCAUAUAUUUAUUAUCAACUUGGUUUGAUCAAAGAUGCUCAAAGAAAAUAUGAAGAAGCACUUUUGACUCAUGAAAAAGCCCUUGCAAUUCGAGAACAAUCACUUCCUCCCAA